AUGAGACACUCUAUUGCAAAUAUCGCCCUUGGCUUGGGCAGUGCCUGUGCCUCUACCCUGCCAGUUCGACUCGAAACUCGAGGAGCUCCGACCUCUCACUUGGCCAAUAUUUACGUGGAGUUCAACCAACUAGCGGAGAGUUCUUUGUCUUUUACCUACGGGCAAUGUAACAGCAAGUCUCUUUCUGAGGCUCACCACACUAUUGCUGUAACCGAAAGCCCAAGUGUCUCGCGGUUAGUUUGGGCCAUUCCUGCCGAUUCUCAAGACAACGGAUGUAUUUCGGCAUGGACGAGAGAUAGUGUGCUUGUUGGGCGCAGUGAGCCUCAAAGACUCCAUCGUGUGAGGCGACGAUCACCUCAGAAGCGAGGAACGGACCCAAUUCUCAUGGACGAAUCCAAUGGCAUCGACACUUUGGGGCCAUGGUUCAACGGUGUUGAUCACCUCGCCAAGACCGGCGUAUCAGCCGUUGAUGCAGAGGCUGCCAAGUCAAAGGAGAUUGCGAUUGUUGGUGCCGGUAUGUCGGGUCUUAUGACCUAUCUGGUACUAUCUCAAUCAGGCAUGACCAACAUCAGCAUCAUCGAGGCCGGCGAGCGUCUUGGUGGUCGAGUUCACACAGAGUACCUCACUGGUGGUCCCUUCGACUACUCUUACCAGGAGAUGGGGCCUAUGCGAUUCCCCUCGACUUACAAAGACCCCGAGACCAACGUGACAAUGAACAUCACAGACCAUCAGCUAGUAUUUCAACUUGCGGAUGAGAUGAACAAGCUUAACAAACACGACAAGAACCUCAGCGUUGACUUCAUUCCUUGGAUCCAGUCUAACCCCAACGGUCUUUCUUACAAAAACGAGUUCAAGCUACCGAGCGGCUUGCCCCCAACCCUCAAGCAAAUUGCAGACAAUGCCUCACUCGGCGUCAGUACGGUUCCUAGCCCAGAGAUCGAAGAUUUCCAGGCCAAGGUUGACAGUUUCAUGCCCGGCUCGAACUUUAGUACCCUGAUGGCUACAAACAUGUUCAAGGCCCACAAACAAUGGCUCGAAACUGGACUCAACGGGCUCGGAGGUGAUCAGUGGUCUGAAUACGCCUUUAUGGUCAACUACCUCAAGGGAAGUCUUAACAGUACUGAUAUGGUUGGUGGCUGGUCCAGUUCAACGUUCUGGGACUCGCUUUACGAGGGCAUGUACUUCCAAGCGGCGAGUUACAAGACCAUUGAUGGCGGUCUGAACAGGCUGCCUCUCUCAUUCCACCCCUUGAUCGACGACAUCACAACCAUGGGCCGUAAGAUUGAGCGUGUUAGGUAUGACGAGACAGCUGAAAAGGUCACACUGCAAUGGCGUAACGAGUACAACGACACGAAUUUCCGAAACUCGACAUUCGACUACGCAGUUGUCGCCGUACCUUUCUCUAUCGUUCGGCGCUGGCGCCUCCCCAAGCUUCCAGCUACCAUCUCCAACGCCAUCAAGGAGCUCAACUACGGAACCGCCUGCAAAGUUGCACUUGAGUUUUCUGAGCGUUUCUGGGAGCACUAUGAAAACCCCAUCUUCGGAGGCUGCAGCACAAACACUGAUAUCCCUGCCAUUGGUAGUAUCUGCUACCCGUCCUAUAACAUGAACGGUACAGGUCCCGCUACCAUCCUGGCCAGUUAUAUCAGCGGCGACAUGGGCGUUCGUCUGGCAAGUAUGACUGAAGAGGAGCAUGUUCAGAUGGUGCUGGAUGCAAUGAUUGAGAUUCAUGGAGAAUCCACCCGGGAUCUCUACACAGGAAAGUAUAACAGGAGAUGCUGGGCGCUUGAUCCUCUCCAGUCAGGAAGCUGGGCUAGUCCAACUGCGGGACAGCACCAGCUGUACAUCCCUGAGUAUUUUAAGACAUAUGACAAGAUGAUCUUCGUUGGCGAGCACACCUCGUACACACAUGCUUGGAUUGCGUCUGCCCUCGAGUCCGGUAUUCGAGGUGCUGUUCAGCUCCUGUUAGAACUCGGUCUUGUUGAUGAGGCAAAGGAAGCAGUUGAGAAGUGGAUGGCAAGGUGGAUUGAAGUGUAA
Molecule: messenger RNA, 2037 nt
Organism: Fusarium sp. VM40
Lineage: Eukaryota; Fungi; Ascomycota; Sordariomycetes; Hypocreales; Nectriaceae
Source: the annotation of a GenBank genome assembly